Molecule: messenger RNA, 2325 nt
Organism: Aspergillus tanneri
Lineage: Eukaryota; Fungi; Ascomycota; Eurotiomycetes; Eurotiales; Aspergillaceae
Exons: 1
Coding region: 1-2325 (774 amino acids)
Source: RefSeq, a predicted model, not a curated record
AUGGUGAUAGAGACCCGGCAGUCUGAACGUCGAAAAAGACGAAACAGUUCGAUCUCUGAAUUAGGGGCCUGUUCUCCUGCCUCUUGCAGGAAGAGCACUCGUCGGUCUGCGGGUACUGCCUUAGCUUCACCCUGCGAGACUCCUAGUCAGCCAUCCAAAAAGGUCCGUUUUUCGGAUCCCGGCCCUCAGACGCAGAAUGGCCCGGAUUAUUCGACGGGCCUCACUCCCGCAAUAAUUCGCACUUCAUUUGAGGAAUCUGCGGAUUCCGACGACGUGGCUCGUACUCCGAGUCGGCGGCUACGGCGACGCUCAACCCCUCUUUUGCGCACCCGUCACUCACUGGAUCCUUUGAUGCCUUCCAGUACUGCUGUGACGGAGAGAAUCGUGCAAUUUGCACCGCUUCGCCAAAUUCUCGAUUCUCGCACCCAGCGUCGAAUCCGACGGGUAGGCCUCAGUAACGAGGUCAACAACCUAGAGCGCGAGAAGCGGGACAUUGCUCAAUAUGAAAAGACUCUACAGGCCUUGCUGCAUGAGAGGGAUGUAUUAAAACAAAAGUUGGAGUCGGUGAAGAAAACUCCAGACUUUCCUGAAAGUUGCCCGUCUAGCGAAACAACAGAGUGCUUGACUCCGGCCAGCGUCGGACAUCUGGAAUUCGAAAACAAUCGUUUGCGAGAGGAAAUUUCCUCUUUCCAAUCCUCUCAUGAUAGUGCCGCACCGGAAGGGGAUACCAUUCUCAUCAAUGACAGUAGGUUUGAAGAUGAUACGAUACUUAUGUCUGAUUCCCCGGAUAUUCGCGGGAUGGGCGAGAAUCAGCCCUUUGUUCCAAAUGACCUGUCGCUCCUUGACCAUGGGUGUUCCGUUGACGCUUCCACCCAGGUGUCUUGGUCCGGACAUCAUCGAGACGCCGAGUUUCUUACCAUCUCGCGUGAUCUGGAAGCUGCUAGAAAGGAGAAAAAGGAGUUGUUCAAUGCAUGUCGAGCUCGUCUUGCCUCGUUAGGGGAAAUUGUUCUGAAGCCAUCCCUUCGUCAAUCCUCGCCGCCACCAGAUUUCUUCGACCAGCUCGUUCACACACUAACAGAAGCCCUCUCUCGAGCAUCCGGUGCUGUUGGCACCUUAGAUUCGAUCAAAAAUGAACUUUUAGAUCUAGGAUUCCCUGGUAACAGCGUGGGAGAGAUCGUUUCCGAAAUGCGCAGUCGCUUUCGCUCAGCCCGUCUUCAAUUAGAGCGCGCGGUUCCCGGAGAAACAGCGAGUGCUGGUUUGGAUGACGGGAAUGCCACGUUAGGCGCAUUGGUAAAGCGAGUUGAGCUGCUCGUCCACAGCCUAGGCGAAGAAGAAGCGCGUCAUGAAGGGGCCGUUAGGAGGGAAAAGGCAUUACGUGGACAGUUCGACGACCUGUUAACCCGAUAUGAGGUCUCAUCGAAGAAGAUUGGUGAUCUUGAAGCUUCUAUCGCUUCGUCAGCAGGUGACAUGCUCCACACGAGAAUUCGAAUGCAAGAGCUCGAACGUGAGGGCCAGGAACAAACCCUCGGAAUUGACCGACUGAACGCAGCACUCGACAAAUAUCGCGACGAGGUCAAGGGUCUUGAGCAGCUGGUAACAACACUAGAGGAAGAGAGGGCCACUUCUGAUAAAAAGUACUGUGUACAGGUCUCACGUCUCGAAAAUAGGGUAGCAGACGAAGUAGAAGCCCGUCAUGCAGCCGACUCGACAGUUGCGGAGCGAGAGUCCCGAAUCCACGAGCUGGAAACGACCGUCGAGUAUAAUCGAAUCCGUGCAUGCGACCUAACUGCCAAGGUCGAAUCAACUGAGCGGGAACUCCAAAUAACGGUUGGAAAUCUCAAACAAGAAGCGACGGACCAACUUCAUCGGCACCAGCAGGAGGUUGGGUCGAUGAACGUUCGUAUUUCCGAGCUCACAACGUCACUGGAAGGGAUGAAGUCGGAGGUGGAGAAGCUCCGUCGCAGUAAUGCAGUGUUAGAGGAGCAGUUACGCCUGGAAGUUGAGGCCAGGGACAACUUGCUGGAUAAAUGGGCCGUAGACCAAGCACGGUCGUUCGCCUACAUGAAAGAAACUGUCAUUGCGGAACGACGGAGAACAAAGGUUCGUACUGCCAAUUUCGAGCUUCAGUCGGAUGAGCUGAAUUCCGAUGGCACGAAUACUGGCAGUGAGCCUAUCACUCCGGUCAGCAUGACACGAUUCGUCGAUGUGGAGAUGGGGCUAGGAAAACAACGCAUGGGGCUUGACAAUGGAAUUGACAUCCUCACUGAUGACAACCUUCUCGAGGAUAAUGGUGAGCAUGGCGAUAGGGGAUUACUCCCUUUCUGA